Molecule: messenger RNA, 1079 nt
Organism: Paramecium sonneborni
Lineage: Eukaryota; Ciliophora; Oligohymenophorea; Peniculida; Parameciidae
Source: the annotation of a GenBank genome assembly
AUGAAGUACUCAAUACAAAGCAAAUACAUACUAUACAAAGAUCAACUAAUAAGUGGAUAUGUGUGCAUUGAGGAUGAAUUCAUCAAACAUAUAUUACAUGAGCCAAAUGAAUUAUUAAUUCAAUAUCCUAUAAAGUAUGUCUACGAAAAUCAAGUGCUAAUGGCUGCAGCUAUAGAUACUAAUGUAUCUUUAACUAUGUGGAAUCAUAUUGAAGAAUUUACUAAGUAAGAUGUUUACACUAAAAGAUUGGCAAUUGUAGGAGGUACAUCAUUGAUUGUGAAUAAACCUUACUAACUGAAUUUAGAUAUGGAUUCAAAUGAAACAUAUUAGAUGUAAAUCGAAUAACUGCAAUCCAAAUCAUAAACUGAUUUUAUUUAAAUGGCCAAAAUUAAACAAAAAGAGGAUGUACACACUCAAGUCCUAUAUUUCCAUAGAUCGAUUAACUAGUGAAGCAAGGUGCAUUUUGUUUUGAUUGUCAUCUUUUGCCAUCCUAUGCAGGAACAUAUUUUAAAGAUCUAUAGUAAUUACAAUAAGUUUUGUUACUAUUGCCAUCUUAAACAUGUCUAUUUAUACACACUUAAACUACUGUAGACAAAGAUCUAGGUAUUACAUCACCAUUCAGAAGUAAACCAUUUGCUGAAAGAUUAAAUAUAACUUAAUUAGAUUUAGUUGACGCUGAUGGAGUAUCAGGAUCAUGUAUUAGUGAUGAUGAAAAUAUACAAAAUGAUGAUCCAAAAUAUUUGUAAUAAAUGGAUUACCUUGAUGAGAGUAAUUCUCCAAUAAAAGAAAUAGGUAUGUUUCUAAAGUAAUGACUAGUUAAAAAAUAUAAGAAUUCCGAUGAAAAGAGAAUUUCAGAAUUUGAUGAUUAAUAUGAUACUCCCUAGUCUCCAAAACUGUAAUCUAAUAUAUAUAAAAUAAAAUCUAAAUAGAUUACUGAGCAAUCAUAAAUAUCUUUAAUAAGUAGAGCUGAACUUAUAACCUAUAAAGAGGCUNCUUAAUCAAUUUCUUUACUUUAUUUUCUCUAUCUUCUUCUUAUUACUCAUUUUGAUCUAUGUCGACUAUUGGGUCUUUUGAAUUGA